UUGGGGAGCAAUCGGCCUGUUUCAGGGAGCGAGAGCUGGGCGCCCCCGCCGCUCGGACUCAAUCAGAACAGCUUUCCCCCCGCCCCCCGGGAGAGAGAGAAAAUCCGAUGGAAAAAUGCGCAGAUCUUAACAAGAGGCGGGGAACUUUACUGAGCUGCGGAAGCAGUGUUCGCGGGAAUUCGGCAGCGCCGCAUAAAAAGAGCCAGUUAGAUUCUUCUGUAAAUUGUGUACAAACCUUAGAACUGAUCAAGCCAACAGUCUUUAAAGUUUCCAUCAAGGACAAGUAUGAAAUUAGAACAACAGACAUAUGCCCAUCUCUCAAACAACCUCCUGAUUCUUCUCAACUAAAUCUAGGUAAAGUAACAGCAUGGAGUAAUACAAAUUCCGUCCCUACCUCACUAAAGAGGCAAACUACUCAAAGUUGGCACACAAGAACAGAACCUCAAAGAUGUCCUCCCAGAUCAACAAAUCCAAAAGACAAAACACCACUUGAGAACAAAAUGUCUUUUAUUGCAGCAUUCGGGACAAAAUGUGGCCUUCUGGAGCGAACAAGCAGCAGGGCAUCUUCAUGCCGUAGCCUUACAUUCUCAAAGAAUGAAUCAAAAAUCCAGGAACUCAAAUUUCAAAGUUUAGACGAUGAACUAGAAAAUCUUAUUCAACAGAUUAUUGACGAACAGCAUAUUACAAGUGAAGACAAUACAAGUCCUAACCAUGAUGCUGAAGACCAUAUUUCAAAGAAAGAAAUGGUGAUGGAAACACCUUGUGAAACAGUUGCUUCAUCUGUGACUCUUGAUUCAGAAUUUCAGCAGACUGAAGUAAAUGUCCAUGAAACACUUCACCUCUACCUGCCUAUCCAUGACAUUCAAGAGGAGGAGGAGUUCACAACCACAGGGGAACCAUGUGAAGAUGUUUCACAGAAUCUUGAGGUAUCCAGUGGAGAUUUAAAGAGAAAACAGAAUUACAAAAAUACUAAAACAAAGCAAGAAGAGAAGAAUGGCAACUGGAUCAAAGAUUCUGCCUGGGCAUCUCCGCCUGGCAGUAGAUUCAAAGAUCACAUGCAGAGAAGAUUAACACAUGCAAGGAAGAGUGUCCCAGCUCCUGCAGUUAAUGUAAAUUCAAUAGAACAAAAAAAGUACUCUGAAAUAUUGGAGGAUCCCUGGAGCAGACUAAACCAAACACAACCAUUAAAGCACAAUUACAUCGACCGUCCAAUGUUUGAUUUAACCAUAUAUGACUUGGAAGCUGAACUGGACAAUACCAACAGACUCCAGGAGGGUAUAUAUAUCAACAAUUCAUAG
Messenger RNA from Carcharodon carcharias (great white shark), 1298 nucleotides. RefSeq lists its product as uncharacterized. The transcript is spliced from 6 exons. The coding region runs from base 108 to 1298 and encodes 396 amino acids. NCBI's taxonomy places the organism in Eukaryota, Metazoa, Chordata, Chondrichthyes, Lamniformes, Lamnidae. The record is from RefSeq and is a predicted model, not a curated record.